Plodia interpunctella (Indianmeal moth) is the source of this 1369-nucleotide messenger RNA. RefSeq lists its product as uncharacterized. Bases 49 to 1329 code for a protein of 426 amino acids. The record is from RefSeq and is a predicted model, not a curated record. NCBI's taxonomy places the organism in Eukaryota, Metazoa, Arthropoda, Insecta, Lepidoptera, Pyralidae. The transcript has 2 exons.
UUUGCAAAUUUUACCUUUUGACAUCAGCUAAAAUGUUAUCUAUUUGUUAUGUUAUUUGUGUUUUACAUUUUAGUGUUUUUAAAUAUAAAUUAUGCAGAAAUCAGUUGCUUUACGUUGAGCUAUAAUGAGCUGGAUAAAGUAAUUAAUGUGACGAAUACCACAACUGUACCAGAUCUCUUAACGCGAAAUAAUGCAACAACAAGACACUUUUUUAAGAUGAUCCAAAAUUUAAAAAGUACCAAGACAGUCUUUUCUAAUUUAAAAUCGAACGUGUUUGAUAAAAUGUUAUCAGAAGAGAUGUUAUCGAUCAAAGAACAUUUGUUUGAAAAAGACCUCUCCCAAGUUUCUCUGUUACUGUCAACUAAUGCCAAUGCGCCUACUCCAACUCUUGAAAUAAAGCAAAAAUGGUCUUUUGUGGACUAUGGAACUAUAGAUGACAACAAUGCCAAGAAUAAAUCCAUUUACCAAUCUAUUGAUGAUUCUCGUGAUGAACCUAAUAUUGAUGAUGAAAAGACAGAUAAUGAAAUUGGUGAAGAACAAAAUUCAAGUAAAAAAUUUGUAGGUCUUAGAAGUUUGUCCGGUGCACAUUCGCACGGGAAUAUCCAACGAAGUCGUCUACAAAACUCUCCCAAAAACGUUAGCAGCACAAAAGGAGUCAAAUUAUGUACUUGUACAAAAGUGAAUAAUCCUUCAGAGGUAUGUACUCAUCGCAGUGAUAGUACUUGUAAAUGUGGUGUAAAUGAUCUCAAAGAAUGUACUCGUGCUCUCCAAACAUUUAGUGAACCUGUACCAGUCGUCUAUUCAUAUGUUACGUAUCCAACUUACUUCGUUGAGGUAUCAACAUAUUCACCAUUCAGAGAUUACUUCUAUCACCCUGAUGUUAUUGAUGAGAUGAAAUUACCAAAAAAGCGUAAGAAACAUAAACAUAGACACAAGCACAAGAAUCGAAUUGACGAAGAGAGUUUAUAUUAUGAUGAUAGUAAGGAAGGUUUUUUUAAAGGAUACGACGACCAAAUAUACGACGAUGAAUUACCGGAAAAACAUCCACAAAAAAAUGAAGAUAAAAAAGUAAUGAUUGACAUAGAUUAUGAAGUUAGAGAUGAAAAGGGAAAACUUCCUAAGACAACAUUACCAUGGGAAGAUGGAUAUAUCGAGAAUGUAAUAAAAGAGAAGCUUGUGAAUGAUAUGGUAAAAGAUUUGAAGCAGCAAUACGCAGACGCCGUUUUGAAAGACUGUUACUGUUCAGCUUUCUCCUUGCAUGCCAAUGUUGCAAUUUGUCAAAUGUUACUCACAGUUUUAGGAUUUUUCUGGUUGUAUGAGAAAUUGUAGUAGCGCUAACAUCUUUUUUAUCAAAAGAGCACGAUUUAAA